Molecule: messenger RNA, 438 nt
Organism: Anoplophora glabripennis (Asian longhorned beetle)
Lineage: Eukaryota; Metazoa; Arthropoda; Insecta; Coleoptera; Cerambycidae
Exons: 2
Coding region: 47-433 (128 amino acids)
Source: RefSeq, a predicted model, not a curated record
UUGACACCAGAAUAUUCAGAAGUAGAAUUUGAGAGUAACCGCAACUAUGGCAUCUAUCCGUAUCGCAUUUUUGGUCGCUUUAAUAGCUUAUGCUCAAGUACAGUUUAUUGCUGCUGACGACCUUACUACAGAUGAUACACUAUCAACCGAAAAUCCGAGUUCAGAUCGAUCGUUUUCUAUCGAAAGCAGCAACGUAGAAGACCCCCAGUACGAGUGGGACGCUAUCAAGUGUCUUACUGAAGCUUACGUUAUUAAUCCUACUAGCUUCGAUAUUGUCGUAGAGGAUUUCGCGAAGCUUUACAAGCUACAACAUUCUGGAAAUUGGAACGUGAAUGCUGGAUGUUCCUCCCUGUAUAUUCCAAAGGCCAAAAUUAUCAUAGUUAUCAAAGUUACAGAGGGGGCAGAUACAUUUUUUAUUACUCUUUAUGACUAAGAGUA